AUGGUGUGUGAGCAUAUCAUUACAGAGCCAUGUGCACGACCACCAAAUAAAAAAUUGAAAAAAAAUCCAAAGAAGACUGCGACAUCGAAUUUUGGAUCCUCUUUGUUGAAAAUAUUAGAAAACCGCCAAAAAAUACCAGAAGACCCGGAAAAAUCUUUUUUGUUGUCAUUACUCCCUCAAAUUAAAUCGUUGGACGAAGACCAAAAAACUCGGCUGUAUGUUGAAUUUUUAAAUGCCAUACAACGAGUAAAAAACUGCUCUGUAACCCCUACUUAUCCUUAUAAUACACCAAAUAAUCAACCUUACUCCCCAUUCCCCCCUCAACACUAUUACACCACAAAUAAUAAUCCUCAAAGUGUAUCUUCAUCUAUUUCUCAUCAAACACCACUAUCACACAUGCCACAUUUUAAUAUUACUCCUCAUCAAUAUGCUUCCCAAAAUGUGCCUACAACUAUGAUAAACAAUACUACUAUUACUUCUCCACAAAGAGUGAAUGAUGAAUUAAACUAUGUUCCACAGUCACCCUCUACUGAAAUUCGUUCUGCUCAAAAACAAAACCAUUACUAUAAUUAUUAA
Messenger RNA from Macrosiphum euphorbiae (potato aphid), 576 nucleotides. NCBI's taxonomy places the organism in Eukaryota, Metazoa, Arthropoda, Insecta, Hemiptera, Aphididae. The record is from the annotation of a GenBank genome assembly.